CCUCUUUCCCUCCACUCAUCGAAGACGAUUUUUCCUAUUAUUACCCCUUCUUCCAGGACGUCAUCCCGCCCGCCCUUCCUUCCUCGCCCGCUCUCCCUGAGAUGCUUCCCCAUCGCGGCUGCCGUCCACUCGCCGACGACGCCGAUGAAUCUGCCGGCAAUCGCCGGAGGAGAAAGAAGCGCAACAUCGCUCGGCUGAUCACCUCCCUCGCUGCCCUCGACGCCCAGGAGGAAUCCGAUCGGAGGGAAUUGGAAGACGACCUCUACCUCCUCCGUGCCAACCACGAGAAGAAGGCCGCCACGUUACUAGACUACUACUUCCGCUUCCAGGACCAUUACUCUGAUCUAGAUGCCGAUGAUUCCCUCCGAACGACCAAAGACAGCACGGCGGCGUCUGCAGCCGCCGCCGCCGCCGCUGCUUUGGCCGAUGCUGCCUAUGUUGGUGAUCCGGCGCCGCAUCAGCAUCAGCGACGGCUGUGGGUUAAGGAUCGGUCGAGGGCGUGGUGGGAACGGUGCAGUCACCCUGACUUUCCAGAGGAAGAGUUCCGACGCGCGUUCCGGAUGGGGCGGACCACGUUCGACAUGAUCUGCGAAGGUCUCGGUGCGGCGGUGGCCAAGGAGGACACGACGCUCCGCGCGGCGAUCCCGGUGCGUCAGCGCGUUGCGGUCUGUAUUUGGCGGCUGGCCACAGGAGAACCGCUUCGGCUUGUUUCAAAGCGAUUCGGCCUUGGCAUCUCCACUUGCCACAAACUGGUCCUUGAGGUUUGCUCUGCCAUUCGCUCCGUUCUUAUGCCGCGAUACCUUCGGUGGCCGGAUUUGGCAUCCGCCGCCGCCAUCAAGGCCCGAUUCGAGGCCGUCUCCGGUAUCCCCAACGUUCUGGGAUCGAUGUACACCACCCACAUCCCUAUCAUUGCCCCUAAAAUAAGCGUCGCCGCAUACUACAACCGCCGUCACACGGAGCGCAACCAGAAGACUUCCUACUCCAUCACUGUACAGGGAGUGGUCGAUCCUGACGGCGUAUUCACCGACGUCUGCAUCGGCUGGCCGGGUUCCAUGCCUGACGACCAGGUGCUCGAGAAGUCGGCGCUCUAUCACCGCGCCGAGGAGAAAGGGAUGCUCAGGAACGCGUGGAUUGUGGGAAGCUCCGGCCAUCCAUUGCUCGAUUGGGUUCUUGUGCCCUACACACAGCAGAAUCUCACGUGGACCAAGCAUGCCUUUAAUGAGAAGAUUGGGGAAGUGCAGCGGAUUGCCCGCGAGGCGUUUGCUAGAUUGAAGGGUCGGUGGAGCUGUCUGCAAAAGCGGACGGAAGUGAAGCUGCAAGACCUGCCGGUAGUUCUCGGCGCCUGUUGCGUCCUUCAUAAUAUAUGUGAGAUGAGUAAGGAGGAAAUGUACCACGAAUUCAAUUAUGAGCUUGUGGAUGAUGAGAUGGUGCCAGACAACGGUAUCCGUUCAGAGAGUUCGAUGCAAGCCCGAGACAACAUCGCCCACAAUUUGCUUCACCAAGGGCUCGGUGGCACCACUUUCUUCUAGGUUAGCAAACUCGAAAUGCAAUCCUAGAUUUUUCUUGUUUAGUAUGAAAUUACUGUACCAAGUAGGAACCUAGCUGUUUCCGAUGUUGCGAAUGAUAGUUUCUGAAAAAAUUGUAUAGAUUUAUAGAAAUAUUGAUUAGAGAGAUGUAAGUAUGUUGAUCGAGAUUUUUGCAGGUUUUUGUUUACCCUUAUUUAUUGCUUCUUGUAAGUUUUGAAUACUGUCUUACUUAAAGAAUACGAGGUUCUUUGGCUCUCUUUUUAA
Dendrobium catenatum is the source of this 1790-nucleotide messenger RNA. RefSeq names its product protein ALP1-like. NCBI's taxonomy places the organism in Eukaryota, Viridiplantae, Streptophyta, Magnoliopsida, Asparagales, Orchidaceae. The transcript has a single exon. Bases 102 to 1529 code for a protein of 475 amino acids. The record is from RefSeq and is a predicted model, not a curated record.